AUGAGUGCUGGAAUUGCUGUCAACAGGAAAACAAGUGUCGGCGUGAUGGCUCCGGUCGAGAUCACUAUACGUGUGGUGAUGGUGGUGUUGGCACUGUGGGUGACGGUGUCGAAAGCACAAGACAUCAUCUUCCCCAAAGAGGAAUUCGAGAGCUGUCAACUCAGAUCCGGACGCCCAGGAGUCUGCCGCCUGAUCCGCUCGUGCCCUGAGGUUCUACAGACGCUGUCCACUCGGAACCCGGUUCACUGUGGCUUCGUCGGGAGGGAACGCUCUAUGCCUGAAAGAACCUCCAAUAAGGAAUCCAACGGUUACACCCGUUUGGAUAUCUCUCCACCUCAAGUCACUUUGUCGCAGGGAGUUCUAACACCGCAGUACUAA
Molecule: messenger RNA, 378 nt
Organism: Penaeus monodon (black tiger shrimp)
Lineage: Eukaryota; Metazoa; Arthropoda; Malacostraca; Decapoda; Penaeidae
Exons: 5
Coding region: 1-378 (125 amino acids)
Source: RefSeq, a predicted model, not a curated record